CUCCCGUGCGUGCCAACGCGUCGCCAUGGAGAUUUUUUCAAACGUAACGCUGAGAGGCGACAGAUUCCGAAGGGGACAGAGGGGGAAAUGGCCGCCUGUAGGGCCUCUGCGGUGUGUAAGAUCGAGGAGAGGAGAAUAACCGCUGCUGACAGGAGGAAGUUUGUGUCGGUUUUUGAUCAGUGUGAUGUGGAAAAGAAGAGCUAUUUGUCCAGGGAGGAUCUGAAGAUAGCAGUGGUCAUGCUGUUCGGUUAUAAACCUUCCAAGUCAGAGACCAGUAUGAUGCUGGAGGCUUGUGCUACACCAAACUGUCCAGGGGUCUCUUUGGAGCAGUUUGUGUCUCUCAUGGGGAGGAAGUUAUCAGCAGGGGAUCCAUAUGAGAAGACGAGACGAAUCUUCAGGGCGUUUGAUCUGCACUGCCGCGGAUUCCUCAAGGUCGAGGACUUCAGAAGCGCGUUUGCGAGAGUGGUGCCCAGGCUGCCGGAGCGCACCGUGCUGGAGGCUUUUCGCAGAAGAAUGGAGCGACCCUGCAGGCUUCACACCAUUAGCAGAGAGGCGGGUGCCUCUUUAUGCGCAGCAGAUUUAUGGGCGCGCGCCUGGCGCUCCCGACCGACGUUGACGCCGUCAUCGCUUUCUCCUCCGCCCGCCUGUUGCCAUGGCGACGGCGUACUCGGAGCCGGGGCCCCAACGCACCUUAAGCAGCGCCUGCAGUUUUUCUUUUUUUUUCUUUUGCCUUUUUUUUUUCCUCCCUUCCUCUGCGUCUUCUCCUCUCUUUUGUUGUCUGUGUUUCCAGAGCAACUAUCUGUCAUCUCCUUUCCAUAAAUACUUGCUGCACACAUUCUUGAGAGAACGGCAAGCUCAGCUUUCACAUUGUCUGCUUUGAACGCUCACAGCUGUAAUCAAACCUUACAGAUAGAUGUCAAGUGUUGCUCUAGGAAGGCUCUUAAAUGUAUAUAAAAAAAAAAAAAGCUUUGUGCAAUGCAUUUUUUUAUUUUACGCAUUUUUCAUUUGCGUACAUUAUCGAUGGAAUGAAGCACGAACCUGGUGAGCAUUUAAGUCCAUUUUUUGGUUUGAUGCCCUUUUUCAGCAUACCGAACGUAAUCAGACCGUCGCGUUGCCCGUGUCACUGAAUCACGAGUAAACCAUCUGAAAGCCGUCGGUCUUAUCAGAGAAAAAUAAUGAAGUAAUUAUAUACGUCUCUGAAUGUUUCGGCGCUCGAGUUUACCCAAAGACUCGGUUUCCUCUGCCUUCUGAGUCUCUUUAAUCAGCUGAAAGGAGGCCUGAUGAAUAUGAGGAUUCAUUAGCAAUCUUAAAUUAAACUUCUGUAACUCUCCUAUGAACCACUGGUGGAUUUUUUUUUCAUCUUUCCAGAAUAGUGCUGAGCCUAAAUCUAUGUUUGUCUUGUAACUGGGAAUUGACCACCGGGAGUAAAGAUAUUCCAAAUUUUCCGGACGCACCCAGACCUGGAGUAGGGUCACAAUCCUGCUCAAGCAGUGUUUUUUUUUAUCAUUUUUAUUUAUUUAUUUAUUUUACAGAAGAACUAGUGACGGGAAGAGACUCCUACAGAUCAGCUGUAUAAUUAGCCUCACUUGCUCCCAGCGUGAGUGCGUUUACUGCAUAUUGAGAGUUUGCCCUUUUCUUUUGCCACCAUAUCAAGGUAAUUACAUUUCCUUUUGUAGCCCCGUGAAAGGAGGCAUCACUGGCCUGCAGUUUUACUGCCUGCCCAUUGAAGCUUGGAGUACAUAAAUCCCUUAAAGUAGCUCUUUUUCUCCCUCCUCCUGCCCACACGGUGAGCUUAAUGAAAGCACAAUGAGGCAGCUUGAGUGCAAAGUAAACAGCUAAUGGUUGAGGGAAACGUGGCUUUUGGGAGCCGUGUGUCCGCUGACAGAGCGCCGUCAUUCUCACCAGAGCCGUGCGAUUCUGAUUGGUUAGAGGAUGUCUUAUUAACAUACUGUUAAUCAAAUAUAUUACUGUUCACCGUUACAGUAACAACGUACCUACACCGGAUGUGCUGCACAAACGGAUCAAAAACCUGCACAACCCGAUGUUUAUUUAACGUUUUUGGAAGGAGCCUCCAGUGUCAGGGUUUUCCCAGCGUUCUUCCAGAACGUGUCAUCUUCAGAAAGAGGGAAUAUGUAAUUUGUAUGCCUGGUUUUGCAUCUGCUUCUGCUACCGUUCAUUCAGUGCAUUACGCUACAAUUCAACCUAUAUAUUAAAUCAAACAUUACUCUUAUUUAGUUCUUAUUGCUCACUUUUUCCAGCCAUUUUUGAGUUUUUGAGCUUUUUACGUGGUCGGAGAGCAAAUAAAGUUGUCCUUUGUUUGAACUUAGUUUUUGUCAUUUCUUCAGCGAGAUCAAGGGGAAAAAAGGAAAAAUGCAAAACUGACCGGAGAUUUCCUCGGCCUGCUUUGGUGUUUCAUUUUACCCAAACACGAUUCUGUUUUGUGUUAAGCUCGCUGUCUGGUUCUGCACUCCUCCGCCGGCUUGUUUUUGAUUCAGCGGGAGAGAGCUGGGCGAGGGCAGGCUGUGCUAGCAGAGGGUAAUGCAGUAAUCACGUUGGCUCCCCCUGGAGUGGG
Molecule: messenger RNA, 2572 nt
Organism: Silurus meridionalis
Lineage: Eukaryota; Metazoa; Chordata; Actinopteri; Siluriformes; Siluridae
Gene: efcab11
Product: EF-hand calcium binding domain 11
Exons: 6
Coding region: 88-819 (243 amino acids)
Cellular component (GO): cytoplasm
Molecular function (GO): calcium ion binding
Source: RefSeq, a predicted model, not a curated record